AUGCCGCCGAUCCCUGCAAGUAGGGGCACGGCCCCUGCACAGCCAGGGAUCGUGAGCACGCUGUCAAAGGGGGCCCAGGAUGUUGGUAGAGCAGCCUUGAUCGACGCGCUCGUGCGAAGUGCGCUGCGGGGCGUGCCGGGCGAUGACCUGCAGCGGCAGGCGCUCCACAACAAGCUCAACGGCUGGGCGCUGCGGGUGCUUGGCAGCCACCUCAGCAGUGCAUCUCCAGCCCUUGGCGAUGGGGGAAGCGUUGUACACGCGAUGAAGCAGCUGCUGCGCCAGCAGCAGCGCGACGCGGAUGCCGGCAGCCUGGACGACCGCUAUGGGCGCUUGGUGGCUUCGCGUGCCGUCAGCGGCCGCGCACAGCAGGCAGUGCUUGCCCUUUUGCUCCAGCUGGCGCGCGGCGGCGGCAGCGGCAUCGGCGGCGGCGAACUACCGCUAAAUGCAAUCGCGACUUAUCAGCCGCCGCGCCUCAUCAAGCCGGCACCGCUGCUGCCGGCGAGCCGCGACGGGCAGCCGGGCGGCGCCCCCGACCAGUCCAAGAGCGCCCGCGCGGCGGGCCAGCUGCAGCAAGCCGCGGCCGCGCGCGCCGCGGGCCAGGCGCCCGGCUGCACGGUCCCGGAGAAAGAGCUUGUUCGCGAUGCGCUGCGCGCGGCCCAGGGCUGCGCGGGCAGCUACGGCGCAUUCGCGCGCGCCCCCGGCGCGCCCCCCGCGCCUGGGGAGGCGGCCACAGCGGCGGCGGCGGCGGCGGGCCUGGACUGCGGCGGCGACCUGGCGGUGGCGGACUAUGCUGAUGCUGGCAUACCGUGGCCGCAGCGGACUGUGAUGCACGUCCUUGGCGAGCUCGGCCUGAUGUUCCGGGCCGUCCAGGCGCACGCCGAGGCGGGCUCGGACCCCGGCCGCCCCCGCGGCGCGGUGCGGCAGGCGCUGUGCGCGGCGCUGCAGCGGGAGCUGACAGAGUUUUACGGCUUCCUGGCCGGGCUGGAGCAGCAGCUGCAGCACCCGCUGCCGCCGCCGGGCUGCACGGACGACGAGCUGCUGUCCGCGCCCUUCCUCACCCUGCGCCGCCUGCUGCUCUGGACGGGCGAGCCGCUGCGCCGCAUGCGGCUGCUGGCGGCGCUCGCCGACGGCACCGCGUCGGCGGACGGCGGGGCGCUCGCCGGGAUGGUCUGGGGCCACACCAAGAGGGGCGACCCCUUGGCGCGCGCAUACGCGACGCGGCUGCUGCAGCAGGUGUGCGUGCCGCUCUUUGAUCAGAUCCGCCGCUGGGUGUUUGAGGGCCGACUGAUCGACCCCCACCUCGAAUUCUUCAUCGUCCAGUCUGCCGCCCUGCCGACCCCAGACGCCGGCGCCGCAACGGGUCGGGGCGGCGGCGGCGGCAGCGGCGGCGGCGGCGGUGCAGUGGGCGGCGGGUGGAGGGACCCGUGGCGGGAGGUGUACCGGAUAGAGGGCGCGAAGCUGCCGCCCUUCAUCAGCAGGUCCCUCGCGGAGAGCGUCCUGCGCGCCGGCAAGGGCAUCAACUUCCUGCGGGACUCGUGCGGCGACGCGGCGUGGGUGCAGGCCCGCGCCGCCGGCGACGCGGCGGCGCGCGGCGGCGGCGGCGGCGGGGGCGGCGGCGGCGGGCAGGUGGCUGACCUGGAGGUGGCGGUUGCGCGCGCGACGCGGGAGGUGGACGCGCGGCUGAUGGAGGUGCUGCGGGAGCGGCAGGGCCUGGCGCGGCACUGCGACGCGCUGCGGCGAUACGUGCUGCUCGGGCAGGGUGACUUUGCGGUUGCGCUGCUGGACGCCAUGGGGCCGGAGCUGGCAAAGCCGGCGCACGAGGUGUCGGAGGUGACGCUCAACCACCUGCUGCGCCAGGCACUGCUGAGCAGCGCCGCGCGGGGCGAUGACGAGGACACGCUGGACCGACUGAGGGCCAGGAAGGACCCAGGGGCAGGGGCGCGCGAGGUACGGCGCGGCGCGCCGCGGCGCGGGGCGGUCGGUGCUCGGGGCCCCGAGCCCGCGGGCUUGCUGUGCGCUUGGGAGCUGCAGGGCCGCGCGGGC
This is a messenger RNA of Monoraphidium neglectum, 2043 nucleotides long. Its product is annotated as putative Gamma-tubulin complex component 3 like protein. Gene Ontology annotation, cellular component: centrosome; equatorial microtubule organizing center; spindle pole. Gene Ontology annotation, biological process: mitotic cell cycle; microtubule nucleation; meiotic cell cycle. The record is from RefSeq and is a predicted model, not a curated record. Lineage: Eukaryota; Viridiplantae; Chlorophyta; Chlorophyceae; Sphaeropleales; Selenastraceae. The transcript is spliced from 10 exons. Gene Ontology annotation, molecular function: gamma-tubulin binding; microtubule minus-end binding. The annotation marks the transcript as partial.